This is a messenger RNA of Nothoprocta perdicaria, 3183 nucleotides long. It is a transcript of the gene THBD, whose product is annotated as thrombomodulin. Lineage: Eukaryota; Metazoa; Chordata; Aves; Tinamiformes; Tinamidae. The record is from RefSeq and is a predicted model, not a curated record. Gene Ontology annotation, molecular function: calcium ion binding; extracellular matrix binding; transmembrane signaling receptor activity. The transcript has a single exon. Gene Ontology annotation, cellular component: external side of plasma membrane; membrane; extracellular matrix. Bases 48 to 1700 code for a protein of 550 amino acids. Gene Ontology annotation, biological process: cell migration.
CGCCCAGGCAUGACAGAGAUUUCCCGGCGCCGCCGCCGCCCCCCGACAUGCGGCGGCUCCUGCUGCCGUUGCUGCUUCUGGCCGCCGCUGGGCUGGGGCUGCUGUCGGAGCCUCCGGGGGAGCCGUCGGGCACGCAGUGCCUGGAGCACGACUGCUUCAGCGUCUUCUGGCAGCCGGCCGCCUUCAGCGAGGCGAGCGCGGCGUGCGAGCGGCGCGGCGGGCACCUCAUGACCGUGCGCUCCACCGUGGCUGAGGACGCGCUGGCGCUGCUGCUGCAGAACCGCAGCGGCUCCCUGUGGCUCGGCCUGCGGCUGCCGCACGGCUGCCCCGAGCCGGCGCAGCGGCUGCGCGGCUUCCAGUGGGUCACGGGCGACCGCCGCACCGACUACGUGAACUGGCGGCGGGCGCCGGGCCGCUGCGGGCCGCGCUGCGUGGCCGUGGCGCGGGACCUGCGCUGGGAGGAGCGGCGCUGCGAGGCGCCCGCCGACGGCUUCCUCUGCGAGUUCAACUACGGCAACAGCUGCCCCAAGCUGCGCGCGCCCGCCGCGCUCAACGUCACCUACGCUACCCCCUUCGGCGCCCGCGGCAACGACUUCUUGGCCCUGCCGCCGGGCAGCGUGGCGCGCGCCGCGGCGCUGGGGCUGGAGCUGCGCUGCGCGGAGAGCGGCAGCGACGGGGGGCUGCGCUGGGGCCGCGAGAGCCCYGGCGCCUGGGCCUGCGAGCUGGGCAACGGUGGCUGUGAUGAGGAGUGCCGGGACAAGGACGGGCGACCGCGCUGCUCCUGCCUGCCUGGCACGCGGCUGGGUACUGACGGGCGCUCCUGCGUGUCGCUCUGUGCCGGGGCRCCCUGCCAGCACCUCUGCGUGCCCGAUGGCGCCGGCUUCCACUGCAUGUGCGACGCAGGCUAUGAGCUGGCCGCUGAUGGCAGCAGCUGCCAGGAUGUGGACGACUGCGCCACCAAGCCGGGCAUCUGCGACCAGGAGUGCCUCAACACAGAGGGCGGCUUCGAGUGCCGUUGCCACAGUGGCUACGAGAUGGUGGAGGGGCACUGCCGCGCYGUGCCGCACUGCCGCAAGGCCAACUGCGCGCACGUGUGCGAGGACGUGCCCGGCGGCUACCGCUGCCACUGCUUUAGUGGCUACAUCGUGGACCCCCAGCAGGCCACGCAGUGCGUGCUGCACUGCAACCGCAGUGAGUGCCCGGCCGAGUGCGACCCGCGCACUGAGGAGUCCUGCGAGUGCCCCGAUGGCUUCAUCUUAGACGACCGCGAGGGCGGCCUCAAGUUCUGCAUCGACAUCAAUGAGUGUGACAUGAACUACUGCGAGCACAACUGCACGAACCACCCUGGCAGCUACGCCUGCCACUGCCAUGCGGGCUACAUGCCCGUCGACCAGCACCGGUGCAAAAAAGUGGGUGAUGAGGAGGAAAUGUACUCGGGCGACAGGGAGCCCAGCACYGAGGUGCCUGCCGCCACCAGGACACCGCCAAAGGCAGGUCCCCUGCACCCUGGCGUGCUGGUGGGCAUCACGGUGGGCAUCCUCUCCAUGGUUUUGGUCCUGCUGGCCCUGGUGUGUCACCUGGUGAAGAAGCGCUGCCGGUCUCCCUCCAGCAUGGAUUACAAGUGCAGCGGCAGCGCGGAAAAGGAGAUGGGGCUUCAUCAGGUGACCCCAGCAUGCGCCUCUUCCAGCCAGAAACUGUAGGGUAGCUGGGCGCAGCGGCGAGAGGGAGGUGAAGGGGACUGCUUUAAAUCUUUUUCAUGUUUUUAAUUGAACAAAAGAUCAGUAAAAGCUGUGAUCACCCCCACCCUUCCAAACUGGCCGUGUUUCUGCCAGCAUCGGCAAUACUCGCUGCGAAGGCUGGGGAGGAUGAGAAGGGCACRGUCCUGUGCUGAGCUUCUCCAUCCCCGCUCCCUCUGCACAGAGUGUCAGACCUUCCUCAGCUUUUCCCUUUGUGUGGCUCAGCGACUGGCGUGGAGCUCCACCAAAGGACCCUACCUGUGUGAUGGGGAGGAAUGUCCGUGCUCGGACCUGUCCUUCAAGCCCGCUUUGAUGGGGAGGCAAGAGCACCCAAGAGACUUAUUUAAUUCUCUAGCGAUGGACCUGACGUGCGCUCUUGCCUGGUGGUUGUCGGCUGGGCCACCUGAGCUUCUCCUCAGCUGAAAGGAGCCACCUGCCUGGAGGUAAAGGUUUUCCAGGGACAGCGAGGAGCGGGGGAUGCCCCUGUGGUUGUUUAGAUUCGGUUUAAUUUUCUUUUAAACUGGUUAAUUAUGAAAGAAGUAGCAAAGAUCCUUUGGUCCAGCACUUCUGGCUUGCCUGCGCCAGUCUGCAGCACUGGUAGAAAUUCCCUGUGCUUUCUCUUCUAUCUGUCUCACCUCUAGCAGCUGGGUGCUUUUUGCAUAAAGCCAAAAGCAAGAGCUGGGACAUUACUGUUUCAGGGCUAAAACGUCCAAUUUUUUUAUUCCUUCUUAUAGAUUUGGUGGGGGGGAGAGUGCAAGAGUUAAAUGGGGAUGCCAAGAGUCAUUUCGUUUUCAGGAAAGGGCUUUCCAAAGCCAACUGUGCCUUGUGUCUUCCACACAAUUUUCUGCUGGGAAUUUGUCCCAUUGCUGCAUUAAAGUGUUAUGCAGCAGUUAUGUCCCAGUGCUAUUGAGCCUGCUGACUGGCCUGCUCCUACUGGCAAAGCUUUUUUCCCCCAUUUUUCCUUAAAUCCUGCCAGGAUCGGGGCUGAGGCGAAAACGCUGUUCAUGCAGGRGCCAGUGGCAGGACUCCCAGUGGCUCUAGCAGGAGCCGGAUCCAUGUUGUCCUUCCAGCYGCAGACUGGAGGAAAACCUGGGAAAACGAUUCUGUGUAUUUUUCCAUGUCUUUUAUCAAAACAUUAGACAAUGGGCUUAGGAAGUGCUGCAAACCCAGCAUGGUGCCAGCAAAUGCAUCGUGCAAGAAAACACGCUCAGCCUUUAUCAGGUGCAGCUGAUGCCUGCCUGUGUGCCAGCCUCCACCGGCAGCCACCCAGCUUCUACCAACAAGUUUAUGGCUGGGUUUCCCUGCAGGAAAAGUUAGGUUUGGGGGGUCAAAAGUCUGUUUGACAGGACUCCAGGAUGUUGCCUGCAAAGCAGCCGAGAACAGGGCACACGCAGUGCCGUCCGCUUGUGCAUCAGGAAUGCUGAGCUCCCAAGGAUUUUGUGUUUGU